Molecule: messenger RNA, 1897 nt
Organism: Doryrhamphus excisus (bluestripe pipefish)
Lineage: Eukaryota; Metazoa; Chordata; Actinopteri; Syngnathiformes; Syngnathidae
Product: protein lifeguard 1
Cellular component (GO): membrane
Source: RefSeq, a predicted model, not a curated record
AUUGAGCCUAAUGAGGGAUACAUCAUUUCCCGCCAGAGUUAAAGAGCUGUCCAAUCUCUGUGGAAACCCGCUGAUAGCAGCUAGACUUUGCCCUGAGGCGCACCAACAAUACAGGAAGAGCAGAAAGACUGGAUUGUGGCUCGUACAGACCCAGAAUGGAGCUGGAUAAUGGCAACGGAAGCGAUAGCCGUGGACCUCAGCCGCCGCCCUACAACCCUUACUAUUAUGGCCAGAACCCACACGCAGGGAAGACCUACCAAGUGGGGAAGGGUGACAUUCCAGUGGUGACCCCUCCUGGCUACUACGACAGCACGGUCCACUCAGAAGGACCGGCAGGAGACGUAGACCAGCAUCAGUUUGGUCAACCAGCAGCCAACUGCUGUCAUGGCUUGGAGGAGAGCGUUUUUGCAGAUGCCGCCGUUCGAAGAGGUUUCAUAAGGAAAGUCUACCUGACCUUGAUGAUUCAGCUGCUGGUGACUGUUGGGAUCAUCUGUGCUUUCCUUUACUGGGACACUCUCAGGGAAUGGACGAGGACAAACAACUGGUUCACCUACACCAUGAUGGCGACGGUGAUGGUACUCCUCGUGCUUUUGUCCUGCUGUGACAACAUCCGCCGCCGCGUCCCCCUCAAUUUCAUCACCAUGGGAGUGUUUACUCUUGCAGAGGGCCUGAUGCUGGGGUCCAUCACAGUGUUCUACUCCGCCGAAGCCGUUCUGUGGGCCGUGGGGGCGACUGCGCUGGUGUCCUUUUCCCUGAGUGUAUUCGCUAUGCAGACCAAGUGGGACUUCACCAUGGCGAGUGGGAGCCUGUGGGUGUUUGCAUGGACGCUGCUUUCGUUUGCGCUGCUCUGUGCAAUCCUCCGAUCUCAGUUUGCGUACAUCGCCUACGCCUGCCUGGGCACCCUGCUGUUUUCCCUGUACCUGGUGUUCGAUACCCAGCGCAUCGUGGGCGGCAAGCACAGGAAAUGUGAGGUGUCUCCUGAGGAAUACGUUUUCGCUGCCCUCAGCCUCUACUUGGACAUCGUUGUGUUGUUCCUCUUCUUGCUCAAACUCAUCAACCUCUGUCGCUGACACCGGAGCCGCCAGCCGGGGGCCGUGAUGUCGCGUCUCGCAACAAUCAGGCUCCCGGUUCUAACAUCCAGGUCCAUAUUUCAUCACUUUCUUCUCAACCAGCAAAGGAUCAUGGUGCAACCAGGAUGGAGAUCUUUUACUGCUAAUGCGGACCUUUGCUUUGGAUAGCAAGUUAGAUUAUUGACAGACUAAUAUUGCUUUGAUGAUUGACAGGCAGUCUCAUCCAUCAUCACUCUUCACCUAAUAUGAGCUGGGAUACAAUAACACAACAAAUGGUACAGUGACACCCAAAGAUGUUUUUAGCUGGAAUGAUGCAGGAAGUGGCACAAGAUGGGAUCAAAUCAUAUUUUCAGUUAUAGUUGAAUGUCCAAAAUGAUCUAGUAUAUUUAUCAACACAAGCAUAUCCAUCAGUCAACCAUAUCAAUCGCUUCUAUUAUUAAAAACCAAACCAUGUAUACACUCCAACAGCAGAAGAAACGUGUGAUGUUUGAAGCCGCCAUUUUGGAAUGAUAAACGGAGCUGCUUGUACGGAGGCCAACAAAGUAACGUCAAAUUGGAGAAUUUUAUUCCGUCUGUGUGGAAAAUCUAACUUCUAAAAAAAUAAAUGUGGGAAUUUUGACGCUGAUGAAGUCUGCUCGAGAAUUUUGCUGAAAAAGCCCAGGCUACGUUAGAAUAGAACAAAGCAUGAAACUGAGUCCAUUAAGCUCAAUCAUAUGAUUUUCAUAUAUAUAUUUUCACAUAUUUGUCAUUACGCUGUCAAACACCUUUGCCACUUUGUUCUUGUUUAAUGUCAACGUUAUAAGGCAUAAGGCUUUGGGAUUCAGUAU